Molecule: messenger RNA, 653 nt
Organism: Pistacia vera
Lineage: Eukaryota; Viridiplantae; Streptophyta; Magnoliopsida; Sapindales; Anacardiaceae
Product: 60S acidic ribosomal protein P1-like
Exons: 4
Coding region: 91-417 (108 amino acids)
Biological process (GO): cytoplasmic translation; translational elongation
Cellular component (GO): ribosome; cytosolic large ribosomal subunit
Molecular function (GO): structural constituent of ribosome; protein kinase activator activity; ribonucleoprotein complex binding
Source: RefSeq, a predicted model, not a curated record
UGGGUGGAAAAAAAUCGUUUACUCCUUUAAAAACCUUCAUGUCCACCCACAGACCAAUCACUGGCUGAUCUCCUUUCUUCUGUCAAAACGAUGUCGGUUUCGGAGCUUGCUUGCACUUACGCUUGUCUGAUCCUCCAUGAUGAUGGCAUCCCCAUCAGUGCAGAGAAGAUUUUACAAUUGGUGAAAGCAGCCAAUGUUACUGUUGAUUCUUACUGGCCUGGCUUGUUUGCGAAGCUAGCUGAGAACAAAAACAUUGAUGACCUUAUUAUGAAUGUGGGGUCUGGUGGUGCAGCAGUUGCUGUUGCCGCUCCUGCAGGAGGUGCUGCUGGGGCUGAUGCUGCUCCUCCACCUGAAGAGAAGAAGGAAGAGCCCAAGGAAGAGAGUGACGAAGAUAUGGGAUUCAGCUUGUUUGAUUAGGAGCUUCUUGCAUUAUGUUUGUCCUUUACUAGUUUAUUACUCUACAAUGAGGGUGGAUCUUUUAGUACUUGUAUAAGUCCACCGAGUAGACCCGGGCUUGAUGGCCCAGGCUUAUGCUAUUUUGAGGUAUAGAUAAUCAUGGAUGAAGAAAUGUUGUGUUGGUGUGGAUCUAAAUAUGUUGUGUUUGUGAUUCUAGAUUUAUCUAUACUAAUAAACUAAGUAUGGUGGAUUACUUA